Molecule: messenger RNA, 2757 nt
Organism: Oncorhynchus mykiss (rainbow trout)
Lineage: Eukaryota; Metazoa; Chordata; Actinopteri; Salmoniformes; Salmonidae
Gene: prmt8a
Product: protein arginine methyltransferase 8a
Biological process (GO): peptidyl-arginine methylation, to asymmetrical-dimethyl arginine; chromatin remodeling
Cellular component (GO): plasma membrane
Molecular function (GO): histone methyltransferase activity; protein-arginine omega-N monomethyltransferase activity; protein-arginine omega-N asymmetric methyltransferase activity
Source: RefSeq, a predicted model, not a curated record
GCUGAGAAGGUGAAAAACCAAACCCGCGAGCAGCAUGCACUGAUUUCACACGCGCACUGAGUUGGUGGUGCCUUCUGUUUCAAGUAGCAAGGCUUUGAGCAUCCUGUCAUAUCUUCACAUUCAAGCUGAGAGUAAAGUUGAACUUUCCAUAUGAGGCUGCCUAGCAAUUCGACAAAGUGGAAAUUAGAUCAAGCAAAGCAUGAGCCCUUCUAUGUUUUGGAGCUGCCUGCGCUGAAAUGGACUCUUCUACAGUAGUUAUUGCGUUAUUCAUAGGUUUAAAUAGGCAAUGCUUGCAGUAUAAUCUCGUGGAAAAUAAAAUGGCACGAACAUCUGUAAGGAGUGAUCAAGAGUGAGACAACCCAAAGCUUUAAGGAAAUAACAUGUUGUCUGCUUUUCUCAAAGACAUCACAGCAACAGGGACAUGGGUCUCUAUUUUUAGACACCAAUGUUCCGACCAUAAAUGAACAACUUGCUCCUAGAUGUGAUCUGAUAGUGUGCGUUGCACCUGAUCUAGAGUAGCCUACAUCGCUGGAGAACAUGGAACGCCGUUUACCUUAUUCAUUUUCCUCAAGGGUUGCAAAGUGAUGAGAGGUUUCCGGAAAAUCUCCUAGAAAGCGACAUGGGAGACAUAUAACUUUUGCACAAUGGAAUCCAGAACACUUUUAUCUGCUAAUAGAGGUCGCUACUCCUGUGAGACUUUAUGUCGUUUUUUUGUCUUUGAAAUAUAAUUUCACAGCAAUUGUUUGUGUCUGUAAAUUACAAGUUGAGGAAAAGUGUGGACAAAAAUAACUCCGACUAAACCAUUUCAAAAAUAAUAAUUUCAUCCUAUCGAGACCAAAUCUCCUGGGCUUUUAUGGGAAUUAAACACUCCUCCCGCUGUAUGCUGCUCAGGGGGAAAAUGGCGGAGUCUGAGAGCACUGAGCAACAGCAGCAGCCACAGCCAAUCCGCAUCAUCCAAUCUCAGCGCGUGCAGCCCACCUCGCUGCCCAAGCCUGUGCCCUCUGUCCACCAUGUCCCGCGGCCGCCCCAUACUCCCCACGCUGCCUCCCUGCCUAGCUGCCCUGGCCGGGGGAAGAUGGCCAAGUUCCUCAACCCUGAGGAGAUGACCUCCAGGGACUACUACUUUGACUCCUACGCCCACUUUGGAAUCCAUGAGGAGAUGCUGAAGGACGAAGUGAGGACGCUGACCUACAGGAACGCCAUGUACCACAACAAGCACGCCUUCAAGGACAAGAUCGUCCUUGACGUCGGCAGCGGGACCGGCAUCCUGUCCAUGUUUGCAGCCAAGGCGGGAGCCAAGCACGUGUACGGGAUUGAAUGUUCCAGUAUAUCGGAAUACUCUGAGAAAAUCAUCAAGUCUAACCACCUGGACAGUGUUAUUACUAUCUUCAGGGGCAAGGUGGAGGAGGUGGAGCUGCCAGUGGAGAAGGUUGACAUCAUCAUCUCAGAGUGGAUGGGCUACUGUCUCUUCUACGAGUCCAUGCUCAAUACCGUCAUCUUUGCAAGGGACAAGUGGCUGAAACCCGGCGGUCUGAUGUUUCCCGACCGUGCUGCACUGUAUGUGGUGGCCAUCGAGGACAGGCAGUACAAGGACUUCAAAAUCCACUGGUGGGAGAAUGUGUAUGGCUUUGACAUGACCUGCAUCCGUAACGUGGCCAUGAAGGAGCCCCUGGUGGACAUAGUGGACCCCAAACAUGUGGUCACCAACUCUUGCCUGAUCAAGGAGGUGGAUAUCUACACAGUGAAGACUGAGGACUUGUCCUUCACUUCAGCCUUCUGCCUUCAGAUCCAGAGGAACGACUACAUCCAUGCCCUGGUCACCUACUUCAACAUUGAGUUCACCAAGUGUCACAAGAAAACUGGCUUCUCCACCGCCCCUGAUGCUCCGUUCACACACUGGAAACAGACAGUCUUCUACCUGGAGGACUACCUGACCGUAAAGAGGGGCGAGGAGAUCAUUGGCAGUAUUAACAUGAAGCCCAACGAGAAGAACAUACGUGACUUGGACUUCACCUUUGAGCUGGAUUUCAAAGGACAGAUAUGCGAGGCAGCCAUCUCCCACGACUACAAGAUGCGCUAGCUAGGUGUCCAAUAGGGAGAAGCCGGCGCGCUAUGCCGCGCCUGCAGCCCCACAAAUACACAGAGGGAAAGAAGAGGCACCUCUCGACAACAGACAAUAAUGAGGAUGGGAUGGAGGGAGGAGAGGGAGUGCAUUGGAGGGAUCAGAGAGGGUGGGAUGGAGGGAGGAGAGAAGUUCGGAUAGAGGUAGGAGAUGAAGGGAUGAGAGAGGGUGGGAUGCAGGAAUCAGAGAGGAGAUAGAGAGAAUAGAUGAAGGGAUGAGAGAGGAUGGAUGGAGAGAAAUGGAGGGAUAGGGUAGAUCAGAGGAGGCAGGUUAUGAUGAGAGGAGCUCAUCAGUGCAGGGCUGACACUCCAAGCAAUAUCAACAUGCUUACUUUGACACCUCUAACUGGCACGUUACUGUUAGGCCAACUGUUCAGAGGACAACUUUGAAUGUAACACCUUAUGAAGAAUGUUCUAGUCAUUAUGAAUGUUAUUGAUUGAUCUAUACUGCAUGUGAGAGGUGGCAACCAAUGUUAUCUUCUACAGCAAGUUUGGAGCCCAUAUGAUCAAUUACUGUAUUUUUCAGGAACUUCACAUUUAUAUUGCAUAUAAUGAUAAUAUAUAUAUAUAUAUAUCCUACAGUCAGUAGUUAUGAUUUUUAUUCAAAUAGGCUUUUUAAAUGACCCAAUUUUGCAU